Molecule: messenger RNA, 4886 nt
Organism: Brienomyrus brachyistius
Lineage: Eukaryota; Metazoa; Chordata; Actinopteri; Osteoglossiformes; Mormyridae
Gene: slc38a7
Product: solute carrier family 38 member 7
Exons: 11
Coding region: 505-1881 (458 amino acids)
Biological process (GO): amino acid transmembrane transport
Molecular function (GO): L-aspartate transmembrane transporter activity; L-glutamate transmembrane transporter activity; L-serine transmembrane transporter activity
Source: RefSeq, a predicted model, not a curated record
GUCAAAGAUCACAUGACCGCCGACUGUCACAUGAUUGCUUGGUUAGGAUCUGCGAGGAACUGAAAAUCAAAACGUCGGCGAUCUGGGAUGCUGGCGUUGGAUGUCCCUGCUAGCCGUGGACGGAAGAAGGUCUGGCGAGCUGAUCCCUGAGAACAUGGAGCUUCGGUUUUGUAACCCAUAAUCAGGAUGCUUCUGGGACUGAUGCCACUCCUUCUGACCAAAACACUCUCUAUCCUCACAUCCCCACACACCUAUUUACCAGGGAUUGCACUACAUCCCGCCUGUUAAGGGAGACCCAGCAGUGCCCUGUACUCCACAAAUACCACUGUACAUUGGUUAUUGUAGCGAGGGUGUGGCUUUAAAGGACCACUCCAAUCACUGUCAAGGAAGGGUGCUACCUCAACCCUACAGUGGGUGUUCUGGGAAGAGGCACGAUUGAGGACUGAACUCUGUCGGUCAGGCUUGUCAGCUAGGGUUGACACCCACUGAGUGCUGCCUGGGGUAAUGUCCCGGCCAGACAUAGGCAUCAACAGCGAGGAUGCCGGAGAGAGGGCCUGGCUUCUACAGAGUCCCAGCGUGGAUGCCACGCCCCCUGAAGGUGCGGAGGAGGGCCGGCGUGAGGGGACCUCACCUGUGGGAGCCGUCUUCAUCGUGGUCAAUGCCGCACUGGGGGCCGGCCUGCUCAACUUCCCUGCUGCUUUCAACCUCGCUGGGGGUGUCACGUCCGGAGUUUCACUACAGAUGUGCAUGCUGAUCUUCAUCAUCGGCGGCCUGGUCGUCCUGGCGUACUGCUCCCAGGUCAGUAAUGAGAUCACCUACCAGGAGGUGGUGCGGGCCGUGUGUGGCCGCGUGACGGGGGUCAUCUGUGAGGUGGCCAUUGCCGUUUACACCUUCGGCACCUGCAUAGCCUUCCUCAUCAUCAUCGGAGACCAGCUGGACAAGCUAAUCGCUGCAGUGGCCCAGGAGACUGACAGGACUGUCAGCAGCACUUGGUACACUGACCGCAAGUUUACCAUCUUCCUGACGUCUGUGCUGAUCAUCCUGCCCCUCUCGAUUCCCAAGGAGAUCGGCUUCCAGAAAUAUGCCAGUGCCGUGAGUGUCAUUGGCACCUGGUAUGUCACUGUCAUCAUCAUCAUAAGGUACAUAUGGCCAGACAAAGAGGUGUCCCCUGGGUACAUUUCCAUCAGACCCUCCUCCUGGACCGCAGUAUUCAACGCAAUGCCUACGAUCUGUUUUGGAUUCCAGUGUCAUGUGAGCAGUGUCCCAGUAUUCAACAGUAUGAGGAAGCGGGAGAUCCGGCCGUGGGGCUGGGUGGUGACCUUGGCGAUGGUCAUCUGCCUCUUCGUCUACACCGGCACAGGAGUCUGUGGCUUCCUGUCCUUUGGCUCCAGCGUCAGCCAGGACGUGCUGAUGUCCUACCCGUCCAACGAUAUCGCCGUGGCUGUCGCCAGGUUCUUCAUCAUCAUCUGCGUCGUCACGUCGUAUCCCAUCCUGCACUUCUGCGGCAGGGCGGUGCUGGAGGGUCUGUGGCUCCGGUUCCGUGGCGAGUCCAUGGAGGUGGACGUGGUGAGGGAGCGCCGCCGGCGGGUAGCGCAGACCGUUCUCUGGUUCUGCCUCACCCUGAUCUUGGCUCUCUUCAUCCCUGACAUCGGUCGUGUCAUUUCCCUCAUCGGGGGCCUGGCCGCCUGCUUCAUCUUCGUCUUCCCUGGCUUAUGUCUGAUCCAGGCUAAGCUAUCUGAGAUUCAAGAGGUCAAACCAGCAAGCUGGUGGGCCAUGGUGUCUUAUGGUAUCUUCAUGGUCACCGUCGGUGCUUUCAUCUUUGGCCAGACAACCACUAAUGCCAUCUUUCGAGACCUCAUCCACCACCCUGGCAGCAACUAGACAAAGAAGUCAAAGAAGUCGCCCAUACACUCAUACAGUCUUAUACGUCUGCCUCUGAGCCCCCCCUCCCCCACCAGCUGUGAGCCUUCCUUGAACCCCCCCCCGCCCCUGACCUUUUUGUGCUUUAUGGAUGGUCCCUCCCACAUUCUGCCUGACCACUACCCCAGAAAGAAAUCCAGAACAGGACUGAUGCUGCUGCUACUACAGCAGCUAAUCCUCAUGAUGUCACUUUUACUAUCUGUCAGGAUUCUUGGGGCCUGAAAUUGGCUCAUUCUGCCCAAAGAGCGCAAGAAGGGAAUUGGCUUGGUUCAUGAAUGAGGCCAUUAAAUGGAUUUAUCAGCAAAUUUGUGUUCAUGAACAUGCAUAUGUUAUAGUAAUGCAUCAAAUUAUGCCGUCCUCUUGAAAAAGAAUUGACUUGAUUGUUUUGAAAAGGCUUCCCACACUGGAGAUGAAGUGACCACAAAUAUUCAUGCCAGGGAAGAGAAUGAAAUAUAAUUUAUAUAUUUUUUUGGAUCAGAAAUGACCUCAUUAAGUAUUCAUAAAUUAUUUGAUCUAGUUAGUAUCUUGUUUUUCAUGUUUACAUGUUACCACCUAAUGCUCGGGGCAAGUCUGUGGUUUUCCUCAGGGGUUAUAGAGUUGACGUUAAGUCAUUUUGACUUUGGGUGCAGUCUAGGUGGAGUAACCGGAGUGUUUUCACUACUGCCAGCAUGGGGCGUGAGUGUGUCGCACAUGCAGGACUUGGUGCUAUGGUCAUGGCACAGUGCAAUAUGAAAGACUGUUGUCAGAAAUGCAUCUUCAGUUUGAUGUUGCCAGAGCAUCAAGGAUCAUACUAAACCGAUGCAUAUUAUAGAAAUGCCUUCCCUUUCCUAUAAGUACAGUAUAUGAAUUUAAAGACAUUGUGUCAACAUGUGUUUUCUGUUGAGAGAUUUUGAUCAGGUGAUAAUUGGCGGCUCUUGCAUUUUGGCCAAGAAAUAAAAAGGGAUUUUAUUAAUACGCAAGUUCCAGAUUUACAAAAAAAAAAUAAAAAAUCAUUAGGAAUUUAAGUAAAUCUUGUUUUGGGGCCGUGAAUGUGAUUAUAUUCCUUACAUGUUUUUUUUUUUUUUGACUGAGUUUAGCUUUCUUGCCUCAUUGUUGCUGGUGUUUGGCUUAAACCAAGUCUUAACUGUCACAAUUUCGAGUAAGAUUCCCGAACUUAUGGUACUUUGUGUAGUCCAGAUAGUCCAAAUAUUCUGCCCAAAACUGACAGGUCUGCUAGAAAAAUCAUGCAAUUCAGUGUAAUUCUUAAUAUGAAGCCAGUUAAAUUGUUUUACUGCAAUAUUUCUUCCCUACAUCGUGCAACUGUUAGAAGACUGGUCUCCUUAAUGAGCACAACAGAGGUUUCAAGAAAAGUAAUUCACCUUAAAAGGUACCAUGGAUCGUGCUUGAAUGUAAUACAUGUGAAUGCUGUGCAGUGUGGAGGUUGUACCUCUACGUUCUUCCCAGUGGAUUUCUGGGGCUCAUCAGGGGUGUCUUCUUGUUCAUACUCUAUUCAACACUUGCGUGCACUGGGUGUUAGGCAGAGUCGUAGGGUUCACUGGCUGUGGGGAGUCUAUUGGUGAUGAAAGAUCAACUGAUGUUGACUUUGUCGAUGAUGCUGUGAUCUUCGCGAUGUCAAUGGAGGUUCUGAUCAGGGCUGUUGAGAGACUGAGCAAGGAGUCUGAGUGCCUGGGCUUGCGAGUGUCCUGGAUAAAAGCCAAGAUCCAGGCCUUUAAUGACCUCUUAGGCAUGGCCAUCAGCAGUGUGCCUGGAGAGUGAAUGUCGACCACGUCGAGAGGUUUACUUACCUCGACAGCGACAUUCAUGGUUCAGGUGACUCUUCCUAUGAAGUCAAUAGACAGAUUGGGAGAGCAUGGGGGGGUCAUGGAGUCACUGGAAAGGGGUGUGUGGUGCUCCUGAUAUCUUUGUGAGAGGAUGAAUGUCCAAGGCUUUAGAGUCCUGAUGCUCCCUGUCUUGCAGUAUGGCUGUGAGACAUUAUCCAAUGAGCUGAGACGAAGACUGGACUCCUUUAAUACUGUGUCUCUUUGGAGAAUCCUUGGGUACCACUGGUUUGACUUUGUGUCGAACAAGAGACAAAGAGUCCCAACUGAGACACAUUUAUUGCAUUUUGAGGGAGCGUCAGUUACGGCACUAUGGCCAUGUGGCACAGUUCCCUGGCUCACAGGAUCCUCGUUGCUGAGGACCCAAGCGGCUGGAUCAGGCCAAGGAGACGCCCACAUAACACCAGGCUAUGGCAGACAAAUGGCCAUUUCUGGAGGGUGGGACUGGACCCUGUGUCAGCCUGGGAGGUUGUGUGAUGGGUGCAGCAACACAGUGUACCAGUGCAUGCUCCCCAACAUGACCUGACCUCACCUGGGUGAGGACAUUAAUAGGGCAUUCAUGGGUUUUGUACUUUUCAUGGUUUGUUCAGUAUCAGUGUGUGGUUACACAUGUUACUGGAAUCAUUCUCAAAAUGUUGAUUGUAUUUGUAUGGCCCAAUAAAGGAACAGGCCUGACAAGGAACAGUUCGAUAGUGAUUUAUUGUUCUGUUACAAAAUUAGUCAUUUAUAAAUGCAGAGACACGUGGCACUUAGUACUAUUGUUGUAUUUCAUCAGUUUACCCAUGACUGUUUUGGGAUGUAAACAUCGCAUUCUUGGAAUAGGACUGUUUUACUAAGAUUGCUUGCUAAGGAUAACACACUUUCCCUCUCACAGUUAUCAGGGAACGUGGAAAUGUGCAUAUAUAACAAUGGUACAGCAAUCAUAAUGGUAUAUGUGCAUAUACUUAUAACAAUGGCUCAACAAUCAGUUAUGUUUCCAUUAUGCCUUGACUUUCUGAGAUGUUCAAGGGAUUUGUAAAGCGUUUUAGCAACAGUUCUUGAGCUGAAUUGUUUCCCGUUUUUUAGAUUAAUAUUUUCAUAUCAUGACUGACACGUGAGAGGCAUACUUCUAGCCUAAGGAACAAUAAACUAUUGUAAACUGUUUUUUAA